This is a messenger RNA of Emericellopsis atlantica, 1054 nucleotides long. RefSeq names its product kinase-like domain-containing protein. The coding region runs from base 129 to 995 and encodes 288 amino acids. Lineage: Eukaryota; Fungi; Ascomycota; Sordariomycetes; Hypocreales; Bionectriaceae. The record is from RefSeq and is a predicted model, not a curated record. The transcript has a single exon.
GUGACUUCAGUGCAAACCCUCCUUCCUCAAGUUUGGCGACCCAGAGUGAAGCGCCAGGCUGCCGCCUCUUCAGCCUUUGCCCGACCGACUGAAAAACCUUCUUCGGCCUCUAAUUACGAAAGGAGAACAUGGGGAAUGCAUAUGAGCUACCGUACUAUGCGCCCGACUGGCGGCUCCCAACUCCACUUCCGUCGCCGCAUAUUAUCGAGGAAAACGGAGAGAUCCUGCAAGAGCAAACCGGUCGACGCGUCGUUCGUUUCGGCAACUGCUACAUCAUAAAAUACGGCUCAAAUGUUAGUCUAACUGAGGGUAAGAAUAUGCUCUUCGUACGCGAGACGCAAUCAGUUCAGGUACCAGAGGUCUUCGCUCUGUACUCCACCGAAGAUACAGAGGGGCAAAACACCAACUAUAUUGUCAUGGAAAAUAUUCCAGGUCACCAUCUUGAUACCAUCUGGGCCCAAUUGGACUCCUCGGAGAAGAGCAACAUAGCAAGCCAACUACGGGUUUAUUUCAACGCUCUUCGAAACCUCCCAACGCCCGGAUAUUUCGGGUGCAUUGGCAGACGACCAUUUGAGGAGUCCAUGUUUUGGACCGCACCUGAAGACGAUGUCGAAGACGGACUGAUUAGCGGGCCUUUUGAUUCAGAGGCGGAAUUCAACAACGCCUUGGUCCAAAAGUACCUUUACAACAGCGGAUUGGAUCCGAAGGCCGCGUAUUAUCGUCGUGUGCUCCCGCUCGUUCUGCGCGAUCAUAAUCCGGUGUUUACCCAUGGUGACCUACAAAGAAAGAACAUCAUCAUAAAGGAGAGUGGAAUGGCUGUUCUAAUUGAUUGGGAGACAGCGGGUUGGUAUCCAGAGUAUUGGGAAUAUGCGCUGGCCAUGUUUGCUUGUGGGGCUUGGCAGGAUGACUGGCAUGAAAUUGUUGGCUAUAGCCUCGCGGAGUACCCAAAUGAAUAUGCAUGGUUUGAUAUGCUAAGGAGAGAAUUGUGGUCUUAGACGGUCCCAUCUACUAUCGUAACGCUCGAAGCUCACAUUGCGGCGAGCUUGAGGAAAUG